AUGAUUGAUGCCACCAAAAGAUCCGAUUGGAGAGCCAUGACAGAAAAUGCCACACUGGCUACGGAUUCGGCUAGCAUGCCAUCGAAAUACAGCAUCGGUGCGGCUUCUCGACAGGGGCGUCUUAACAAGGAGGCUAAUCAAAUACGCUGCCGGGUUCAACAGUUGCUGGAGGCGGUAGCCGCACACCAACAGAAGCGUGGACGAAAGUCGUCGGACACUGCGACAAAGGCAGUGUGCAACAGUAGUAGUGGCAGCAACAGUACGGCGGCUGGAAUGGCGGCACUAUUUGUGCGCAAAAAUCUUGGGGUUGCGUCUCUGUUCUCCUCCUCGACCACGGUGUCUCUGAACGCCAGGCAUUUGCGGAUGAAUCGACAAUUGACGGCACGUGACAUGAUCCUGGAAGCCAUUCUGAAUCUCUCCACACGCAGAGCCGCGCCCUGGUUCAAGGCGGGCAUUCGUACUGGUGGGGGACUGGAUGGUGUGGCUGACGCCACAAUCGAUGCUGUGGACUACCUCAAGGACCUCUGCACCUUCGACGCACCCGGUGGAAGGUCUAACUUCUUUGUCUCCACUGCGAAGAACCCCACUGGUUUGGACGAGUUCUCGUUGGACAAUUUAAAAAGGGUCGGACAUUACGCGAAAAUGCUGGAAAAUAUGACCUACAUGAACCCGGACAAUCAAACCCACCUGGUGCGUUACAAGGAGCGCGUUCUGAUCGAUCGAUUGGUCCAGUGCAUUCGUCUCUGUGCCUCCCGUCUCCCACGUCAUGCACCACCCUCCGUUUCCUGGACAGAACUCCUGUGGAAGGAGUCGGAGGAGAAGACAUCUGGUCAGCAGGAACAGAACCAACCUCCCACCUCCUCCACUGAAGGUGUCAAACCGGCAGCUUCUACUGAAGUGGAGUUUCAACAGGAUCAGCAGACUCUCCUAACCUGCCUUCUUGCGAUAUUUCGCCUAUUUGUAAAUGUCUCGCACAGUGAAUAUGCUAGCGAUCGACUGGGCGGAUGUCCAGACCUGCUGGAGGCCACUCUAGACUGCCUCUUCCACCUACCAGAUCGUCUACCCUCUUCCCGACGAUUUGACCUUCUCAUUCUCGUCCUCUGUCUCCUGGCCAACCUUUGUGAACACUGCCCAGAGAAUCGAAUUCGAGUUGUUCAUCUGGAAGUUCGCAGUCCAGAGAGUUCGACCGAUGGUGGUGGUAGUGGUGGUGCUAAUGGCGAGGGUGUCAGUCUAGCCGAUGUAGGAUACGAGGACGACGAAACGGAGGGCGAUAGUGGGUCUCCGCGCUUGACCACCUCUCCACGCGUGCCUACAGUGUCAGCAUUAGACGAGGUAGUGAAGCUCUUCCUCUAUCGUGAGAAGAAGACUCUCAUGCACGAGUUUGAGCGGGAGGAGGAGGAGGUGGAGGGAAGAGAGAAGAAGACUGAGGAAGCUGACUCUACAACGACGACCACAUCAGCUCUUCAGCGACCAAAACCACCUCUCUCCCUAUUAACUGACAGCGCAACAGAGACGAUUGAAGAAGCGGGACUGAAGUGGCGUCUUGUUGGUGGAAAUAGGCAUGGUUGUGGUAGGGGAGGAAGCACUGACUCCUCAAUACCCGGUGCUGCUUCCCGAUCUUCAAAGUCCUUGAAGCGCUCACGAAUGCGUGCAAAACGAAGACGACGUCGUCAAACCCUGUUGCGACGUGGAGGUGGUGAGAAGAGAGCCAGACUCGAUGGAGGAAUGAGUUCUGAAGAUGAAGAGGAGGAGGAUGAAGAAGACGAGGAAGAGGAAGAUGAGGAUGAGAUGUGCAGUGACGAGGACGAGGGUAGUGAUGGAAGUGAAGAAGAAGAUGAGUAUGAUGAGGACGACGAGUUGUGUGGAGGAGCUGAUGUGGAAUUUGUUGCGGAGACGCAAGAGGAACAAGAGAAGUUGAAGGAACGCAUGUCCUCUGCCAAUCAGCAUAUGGAAGACUCCGUGGUUGCGGCCUAUGCCGCUCUUCUCCUCGGUUGCAUCCUACAAUCCAGUCCUCGGUAUGCUGAGCGCAUCCGCUCACGUCUCCCUGAACCUGGAAAAUUCCGUCCACUAGCCAUUAUGCUAGCCAAACUCCUCUCAUUCCUCUCCCUCGCGCGCGGUGUCGAAACAGCCGGCUCAGAGUCCAUCCUGCGCAUCGUGCGUACUCUCGAGGCGCAGGAUCAGCCCCAACAGCCGUCCACGUCGAAAUCGCCGACGAUUUCGCGACCUGGACCCACCCCUCCGGUUACUCGGUCGGCGCUGCGCGCCCGACACGACUCCUGA
Molecule: messenger RNA, 2280 nt
Organism: Echinococcus granulosus
Lineage: Eukaryota; Metazoa; Platyhelminthes; Cestoda; Cyclophyllidea; Taeniidae
Product: Wings apart-like protein
Exons: 8
Coding region: 1-2280 (759 amino acids)
Biological process (GO): regulation of chromosome condensation
Source: RefSeq, a predicted model, not a curated record